Molecule: messenger RNA, 3590 nt
Organism: Mustela erminea (ermine)
Lineage: Eukaryota; Metazoa; Chordata; Mammalia; Carnivora; Mustelidae
Gene: EIF2S1
Product: eukaryotic translation initiation factor 2 subunit alpha
Exons: 8
Coding region: 185-1132 (315 amino acids)
Cellular component (GO): eukaryotic translation initiation factor 2 complex; multi-eIF complex; eukaryotic translation initiation factor 2B complex
Molecular function (GO): ribosome binding; RNA binding; translation initiation factor activity
Source: RefSeq, a predicted model, not a curated record
AGUGAGGAAGAGGGACCUCUUCUGUUGGCGCUUGCGUGAUGCGAGGUGGUUCCGCAUGCGCGGUGGGGUAGAACCAAGCGCACGCUGAGGAGGAUCGGCCGCUGCUGUGGCAGGACUGUCUGCUCUCUGCUAUUAAAGAGCACGGCACGGGAUCCCGGCGCGGGAUUCAGACACAUACCUCAGAAUGCCGGGUCUAAGUUGUAGAUUUUAUCAACACAAAUUUCCUGAGGUGGAAGAUGUAGUGAUGGUGAAUGUAAGGUCCAUUGCUGAAAUGGGGGCCUAUGUCAGCUUGCUGGAAUACAACAAUAUUGAAGGCAUGAUUCUUCUUAGUGAGUUGUCCAGAAGGCGUAUUCGUUCUAUAAACAAACUGAUCAGAAUUGGCAGGAAUGAAUGUGUGGUUGUCAUAAGAGUGGACAAAGAAAAAGGAUAUAUUGAUUUGUCAAAAAGAAGAGUUUCUCCAGAGGAAGCAAUCAAAUGUGAAGAUAAAUUCACCAAAUCCAAAACUGUUUACAGCAUUCUUCGUCAUGUUGCUGAGGUGUUAGAGUACACCAAGGACGAGCAGCUGGAGAGCCUGUUCCAGAGGACUGCCUGGGUCUUUGAUGACAAAUACAAGAGACCUGGAUACGGUGCCUAUGAUGCAUUUAAGCAUGCAGUCUCAGACCCAUCUAUUUUGGAUAGUUUAGAUCUGAAUGAAGAUGAACGGGGAGUACUUAUUAACAAUAUUAAUAGGCGUUUGACACCACAAGCUGUCAAAAUUCGAGCAGAUAUUGAAGUGGCUUGUUAUGGUUAUGAAGGCAUCGAUGCCGUAAAGGAAGCCUUGAGAGCAGGUUUGAAUUGUUCUACAGAAACCAUGCCCAUCAAAAUUAAUCUAAUAGCUCCUCCUCGAUAUGUGAUGACUACAACAACUCUGGAGAGAACAGAAGGCCUCUCUGUUCUCAAUCAAGCUAUGGCUGUUAUUAAAGAAAAGAUUGAGGAAAAGAGGGGUGUCUUCAAUGUUCAAAUGGAGCCUAAAGUGGUCACAGAUACGGAUGAGACUGAACUUGCAAGGCAGCUUGAGAGGCUCGAAAGAGAGAACGCAGAAGUGGAUGGAGACGAUGAUGCAGAAGAAAUGGAAGCCAAAGCCGAAGAUUAACUUUGUGGGAAACAGUCCAUUUUAAGGAACACAAAGCAGCCCUUCCUGGCUGUAAACCCUAGACUUGAAAGUUUUCCAGUAUUGAAAACUUCAAAGCUGAAUAUUUUUUAUUUCCAAGUAUUUAAAUGUUCCAACAGACCAAAACAUGACAUGUCCUCCUAAAAGUCAGCUGUUUUCACACAGAAGCUCCAACAUUCAGCAGUUUAAGCGAGUGGGCCUAACUUCACUAGAGACAAAUCUUUAACAGUCAUAAAAUUGGGCUUGUGGUUUCCAUUUCUGAUGUCUCCAGAUUGGCACCCCUUUGUAGUUCAGUGCCUCCCUAAGAUUUAUCAGGGGCACCCAAAGCAAAUAGCCUCAACCUUUCUACAUAAAAUGUAUCAAGCAAAAAUUAAAUAAAUUUCUGGGAUAUUUAACUAUAGGCUUCUUCCUUCUUGUCACCAGUUAGAUUACGAAGACCCUAAUUCUAUUACUUUCAUUUUAGUCUAGAUGAGAAAUAUAAGGGCAGGUGACCAAAGGGUCUAUACAGCAGAUCCUUUCAAAAGGAGGGUGUAGAGAAAAUAAUUUUAACCACAGUUAAAGUUGACUCUUAGGGGAAAAAAGCCUUAAAAUGCGAAUUUUAAAAUUACAUAGGAUGUGUGCCUUUUACCAACUUGAGACUGGGGACAAUAUAUGGUAUGAGGGGAGAAUUUUAUCACACUGGUCCUUGUUGGUCUACUAAGCUGCUUGCCCUGAGUUUGUAAUUCAGGGUGGUAAAAUUUUUUGUUCUGUUUUAUUUUUAAAGAUGCUGCUUCUUUAGUCAUUUUGAGUAUCAUUGCCCAACUUUUGAUUUCUUUUCCAUUAACAUAUUCACUAGUGCCACCUAGAGCUUCAGCUCUUUAUAAUGAAUAGGAAUCUGAUUAAACACAAUUACAGUGAUUUUUCUACAUUUCCAUCAUUUUUAUGUUUAAGAGCUAAUUGUUUAAAAGAUAUAUGAAUCUAAAGGUAAAUAAAUAAGGUAAAUAAUUUUCAUAAAUAACACACGAUUUGAAGUUACAGCUACAUUAGCCAGGGUGUAGAAAGUCUUGAGUUACUUUGGGUAUGUUUUAUAGAUUUAAUCUCUUAGGAAACUUGAGGUACUAGAUUUAUUUUGAUUAUUCCUAAGAAUAGCUAUUUAAAUACUUAAAAGAUUAAACCUAACCCACCUUAAUUGAUUGAGUACUAGACUUAAUUGAAUAUUAAAGGGACUGGAAAAUAGAAGUGUGUUGGUGAGACAGUUAUGCCAUUUUUGGCUUGUCCCUAUUCAAUUUAGCAGCCUCUACUUAGCUUUUUAAAUCCAAAAGUAAAACUUCAUAUGGCUGUUGCCACAAGGUAGCCAUAAUUGCUAGUACAUGCCAUCCUGGGAAUAUUUAGAGGAGGAUCUAGGUAUACUCAAAAUUGGCACAUGAUUUUUACUUUGGUCUUUUUGAGGAGUUAAAACAAGUCUGUAAAGCUUGUGGCAUCAAAAAUGGCCUCAAAAUAACAACAGGUGCUCCUUAAAUGUUUGUUGUAGGCAAGGAAUUAAAUUCCAUGUUGUUUACUGAAUUUUUUACACUUUAAGGCAUAACCCUUGAGAAAUACUGGUGACCUCCACAGUGAGUGAUUUUUAUGCCAUCCAGGCCUUUUGAUCACUUCCACAACAGUUUUGCAAAAUUUAUGACCCUUCCCAGAGAAAAGAUUAAUACCUCACUGACACCAAUGAAGGAGAGAACUAAUCAAACUUAAAGCACACAUACCUGCUGACCUGACAAUACCACUUUCAAAUAUGAGGACAAGCUACACACCCAGCUCCAAAUAACCUGAGGGACAGAUUAAAGACAAUUGACCAGUUUAUCUAAAUCCUGGAUUACCAUUCAAAGACUUUUCAUUAAAAAUUGACAAGUUCAACCUCCCAUUCUGCCUAUGAGUUAAAGUGGCUAUCAACUCAUACACCUGAAAAUCCACAAUAGUUCGGGUCACACUUAAUUGUAAUGGAAAGUCAAAAGUAGCUGAAAAAAAAAUGGGAGCAUACGAACAUUUUCUUUUGCUGUGUUUUGUAGCAAAACAAGACAACCAGUAUGUACCUGGAUAAGGCUCAUUUAGUGAGAACCUAUAGAGACAUGCUAGGUAGGCAUUACAGUUACUACUCAACUGCCAUCCUUUCAAACACUCUUGACACAGCUACUUUUGUAUGAAGAACCUUUAAAAUGGUUCGGGGAUUUUUAAAAAUUCAAGUACUAGUACUUCGGCAAGAGUUGCCUCAAGGUAAUGGCCAUCUACUUUUUCAACACGAAGAUUCUGAUACCCCUAUACAGAACAGGGUGCAGUUGUGCCAAUUUGGAGUCAAGCCAUCAAAUCAAAUGCAGUUUAAUUUAGACAAACACCUGUUGAUAUUCGGAGAGCAAUAAAAAAAAAAAAAAAAAGCUAAUUCCAGGGAUAUUAGACCUUGAUGAAAUGCCAAAUG